GGACAUCCACGACAAACACCUCGCACCUCCAGAGACGACUCGCGCGGCCCGCCUCAUUGGCUGGGCACAACUGGCUGACUUGCUUUUAUCAAUGCAAUGGAAUCACGGCAUGCGCACGCCAGCAUGCAUAUGCACCGUACAUUCGGCGCUGCAUCCAUCUCUUCAGACCGACAAAUUGGGGCGCAGAGCAACACAUGCAGCAUUUACGGGAAAGCCUUAGGCAGGACUCAGUCAUCAUUCAUGUACCAAUACCCUCCUGUUCUUCAGGGUUGUUUUUUUUGGGUUUUUUUUGGGGGGGUUUUUUUUAAUAGCGAAAUACACAAGCGCAGGCGCUGGGAAAGGAAAUCUGGAUUCUGGCGUUGGUCGGCAUAGCAUCUACACUUGCAAUGCACACGAUACGAUACUACCCAAUUGACCUCAUCAUGAUCCAAUCACCCGGUCCAUACCCUCCAUCAAUCGCAAACAGUG
Mytilinidion resinicola is the source of this 468-nucleotide messenger RNA. RefSeq lists its product as uncharacterized. The transcript has a single exon. The record is from RefSeq and is a predicted model, not a curated record. The coding region runs from base 97 to 372 and encodes 91 amino acids. Lineage: Eukaryota; Fungi; Ascomycota; Dothideomycetes; Mytilinidiales; Mytilinidiaceae.